Molecule: messenger RNA, 1315 nt
Organism: Moneuplotes crassus
Lineage: Eukaryota; Ciliophora; Spirotrichea; Euplotida; Euplotidae
Source: the annotation of a GenBank genome assembly
AUGCUAUUGAGUAUAAUUUCUCUGCAUUCUCCAGUCAUUGAGACCUCCUGCUCAGAUACCACAUCAGUGGAUUCAUUUGCUUUAUCCUCUCUAGCAUCGAUUUCAACAGUGGACUUGGAUUCUAAUUUCAGUCAUAUAAAUUACACGUCUUCUCUUCUAAAUCUGCUUUUGAUCAGUGACGACACAAGCCAUCUGCUGAAGUUGAUAAAGUCAACUGAGCAGCUGUGAGAGUGAGUCUCACUCCCAGCAGCUAUUGAUGCUGCUUCUUUAGAGACCUUCCUCAAAGUGAACAAAGAUAAGAUCAUUUUAGUCCACUUUUCUUACUUCAAAUGGGGAGCUCAAAUGAGGAAAAUAUUUUAUCAGAUAUUGUACAGAAACCAGAGAGGAUUAAAGAACCCAGUUUGGAUGGUAGUAGAUGUCAAAGAUAUUGGAGAUAAGAAGAAUAAAGGGUUAAAGGGCGUCCUAGGAAGUCAAAUUUAUGACAUGUUUGAUAUAUGUUUGACGUAUGAUGAAGAUAUCACUAGGUGUAUUGGAGUAUCUGUCAAAAAGCACUAUUAUAUGAACACUCUUCAAAAUUUGAAGUUAAACGACCUUAGACAUCAAACUAAGGUAAAGAACCUUGAAUUUCCUGACAUUAUCAAUCAGAACAAAUGAGUUUGUCCAUUCGAUCAAGUAGAUGAUCUCUUUGAUGACCUUGCUGAAAAUCCUUUGAGUGUCCAAGAUCUUAUCAGUCAGUAUUACUGAAAAAGAAGUACAUUUUUGAGGCAAAAUAAAAACGAUAAGAAUGAGGAGCAGACAAGUAUUAAAAUCACUCCGAAUAGGUUAUCCACUAUCUACAAGCUAGCUGAGACAGUGAAUUUUUUAAGAAGUUUGUAUAUAAAGAAUCAGUCCAGUUCAGAUGAAAAUCUAGAUUUAAUUGAUGGCAUAAUUGCUAUCUUCUUCAAUGAACUGACUGCACUUAGUGAUAAAACUAUUCGAUAUAGCGAUAAACAGCUCCUCCGAAGCUACUGUGUUGAAAGAGUAUUGUCAAGAAUGGAGGCCAGGCCUUUCUUCGAACUUAUAGACGACGAAGAAUCAGAAGAGACUCCACAAAGAGGACAGAUUUUCAAGAACUUGAACAAGAAGCAUAUUCAAGCUAGUUAUGAAGAACCUAAUAUCGCUGUAAAAGAGAAGGAUAAGAUAUGCAUUGGAUGUCAAAACUUGUAUUACCAGUCUAAAGAAGAUGGAAAGAUACCGCUCUUAUUGGCCGACUUUCCUACUACUUAUAUCGGCUUAAUCAAGGCUAUAUUUAGUGGUUAAGAUUUAGUUUCAAUAG